AUGAGCAUCACUUAUGAAGAAUUCUUGGAAGUAUUCCAUGAUGCGAUUGUUACUUUAAAAGCAUUGUACAGACUUAAAGCAAAGACGCAAGAUGAAAUAACUCGUAUUUACAAAGAAAUAAAAAGGAAUUUGAUUAAAAUGAAAGUAUUCACACCAUCUCAAAUUCUUAGUGCUAUUUCUUGUGCAGCAAUUUAUAACAAUCGUUUUUUAAGAUCAUAUUGGGCAUUAUUCAAAAUAAUCUAUAACAAAUAUCAACCAAAGACGCUUGAUAAUCUCACACCUCUUUUCAAUGAAUUAUUUCGUUUAGAAUAUGAGCUUCAAAAUAAAUCUGAUAUUUCAACUUUGUUAGAAUUUCAUGAAGAAAACACGAUUUUCAGAGCAAUUAUGGAUGAUGAUAUUCAAGCAUUCAUUGCAUUCACCGAAAGAGAAGGAUUUGAUGAAAAUUAA
Trichomonas vaginalis G3 is the source of this 447-nucleotide messenger RNA. Its product is annotated as protein ubiquitination. Lineage: Eukaryota; Parabasalia; Trichomonadida; Trichomonadidae. The record is from RefSeq and is a predicted model, not a curated record. The coding region runs from base 1 to 447 and encodes 148 amino acids. The transcript has a single exon.